AUGAAUCGAUUCGGAAGAAAAAAUUCUUUGCUUGUUUGGCAUGUUGUAACAAUGGUUUUGCUCUUUAUUCAUUCUUUGAUGCCGGACAAGUGGGGCUUUUUGAUUCUCAGAACCCUCAACAACGGAACCCACCAUACUUCCUGGCUCGCUUUCGUUGCUUAUUCCCUGGAAGUUCUCGGCCCAACGAAACGAUCUGUAGCUGGAGCAACCAGUCAUGUUUACUACGCAAUGGGAUACAUCAUGUUCUCCGGCUUCGGGUAUUUCUUUCCGGAUUGGCGAGGAUUGACUUUUGCAGUCGCCAUGGCUCACUUGAUCUUCCUCGUUGUCACGCCUUUCUUUCCCGAGUCACCGAGCUUUUUGUACUCAAGAAAAUUGGAUGAAGAAGCGAGGAAGGUCCUGACCGAGUUUUCCGAGAAAACAAACAAGUCCCUUGACGAUGAGUUCCUCAAUCAUUUGGAAGAAGAGAUCCGAAAAGUUGAGGAGAAAAAGGGAGAAGAAGAAGCAGAAGUGAAGAAGUUCACGAUUUUGGAUUUGCUCAAACACAAAGAAAUGCGAAAAGUUGCCCUAAUCAUGGGUUUUGGCUUCAUUUCCACAGUUCUUUCCUACUACGGCUUAUCCUUCAAUGUAUCCAGCAUCAGUGGAAAUUUGUACUUGAACAAUACGAUAAAUGGAAUCAUGGAACUGCUGGGGUAUUCUUUGGUCACUUUCGCUCUCGAUAUUGUUGGAAGAAAGUGGUGUUCGGGUGGAUUGAUGCUUUUUGGAGGAAUCGUUUCUGUUGGUUGCGCGAUUUUAGCAGAAGUGGGGGAGGAUGAGGCAGUCAGAUGGCUUUCUUUCGUCGGCAAAUUCGCUGUCAGCGGCGCUUUUUGCGCAAUCUACGUCUAUGCCGGCGAGCUGUACCCAACAGAAGUCCGCUCCACUGGAAUUGGUUUCGCCUCAAUGACAGGCAGAAUCGGCGGUUUCGUCAGCCCUUUCAUUAUCCAAAUAGAAAGUCAAUUGGUCAUUUAUCUCAUUUUUGGCAUUUUUGGAAUCGUCGGCGGCGCGCUCAUGUUUCUGCUUCCUGAAGUGAAGGGUCGGCCGAUUUUGCAAACAAUCGAAGAGGCGGUAGAAUUUUAUAAAAAUCCGAAUAAGAUUCAAGCGGCUCAAGAAGUUGUCGAUGAUAACGAAGGUCUUGAAAGAAUUGAAGAUCCAACAACGGAAGCUUCUUUUUAA
Oikopleura dioica is the source of this 1209-nucleotide messenger RNA. The record is from the annotation of a GenBank genome assembly. Lineage: Eukaryota; Metazoa; Chordata; Appendicularia; Copelata; Oikopleuridae.